GUUUGGGUCCUUCCGGAGGGUGACAUUCAGCGGGGAGCCUGCGGCCCUGAGUGAGUGAAGGACCAUUCUUACCAGCUGUCUCCUUCAUUCCCUCUCGCUAUGGCCCAGCUGGUUCGUAACGCCAUCGAGAAGGCUCCAUCGCUGCUUAACGCUGCUGUAAGUUAUUCGAAGCCUCGAUUGGCUAUAUUUUGGCACUAUGCCAAGGUUGAGCUGAUUCCUCCAACUCCUGCUGAGAUCCCUGGAGCCAUUGAGGGCCUGAAAAAAAUAAUUGUAUCAGCUCGAACUGGUAGCUUCAGAAGUCUCACAGUUAAGGAAGCUGUGCUAAAUAGUUUGGUGGCCACUGAGGUGUGCAUGUGGUUUUACGUUGGAGAGAUCAUAGGCAAGGGUGGCAUCGUUGGAUAUGAUGUUUAAAGACCAACACUUAGCAUCUGAGUGUUUGAUUUAUCCUUUUUGUGUGUUUGUGGAACAGAUAUGCUUCUAAAUAAAAGAAGGAAGUAAUGUGGA
This is a messenger RNA of Gracilinanus agilis (Agile Gracile Mouse Opossum), 504 nucleotides long. It is a transcript of the gene ATP5MG, whose product is annotated as ATP synthase membrane subunit g. The record is from RefSeq and is a predicted model, not a curated record. Gene Ontology annotation, molecular function: proton transmembrane transporter activity. NCBI's taxonomy places the organism in Eukaryota, Metazoa, Chordata, Mammalia, Didelphimorphia, Didelphidae. The transcript is spliced from 3 exons. Gene Ontology annotation, biological process: proton motive force-driven ATP synthesis. Bases 100 to 411 code for a protein of 103 amino acids.